ACAUUAAAAUAAAAAUUACAUUAAAAUGGAAAAUUGGACAAAUAAUGAAGAAAUUAAAAUAUUUCAGGAAUAUUUAAGAAUUCCAAGUGUUCAUCCAAAUAUUGACUAUGAACCAUGCAUCAAAUUUCUAAGGAAACAAGCUGAAUCCCUACAACUGUCUUAUAAAGUUAUUCAUAUAGAUGAAAGCUUAAAAUCUCCUCUAUUUCUUGCCACCUGGAUCGGUACCAAUCCAGAAUUACCUUCAAUUUUAGUAAAUUCUCAUAUGGAUGUUGUACCCGUUUACGAAGAGAAAUGGACACAUGCUCCUUUUGCUGCCGACAUUGAUGCAGAGGGAAGAAUAUUUGCCAGAGGUGCACAGGAUUGUAAAUGUAUUGGUAUGCAAUAUUUUGGAGCCAUACGUUCAUUAAAGAAGUCAAAUAUUCGAUUCAAACGUACUCUACACGUACUUUUUGUGCCAGAUGAAGAGAUUAGUGGAGAAUAUGGCAUGGAUAGAUUCAGUAAAUCCCAAGAAUUUCGCGAUUUAAAUGUUGGAUUUGCUCUGGACGAAGGAGCGGCUGAGGAGGAUGAGAAAUUUGUGGCCUAUUAUGCAGAAAGGAGCAUAUGGCAAAUAAACUUUAAAUUCAAUGGACCUGCCGGACAUGGAUCGAUCUUGAUGGAAAAAACAGCUGGAGAAAAACUUGCUUUAUUCCUUAAAGAAAUUAUCUCAUUUCGAUCGGCCGAGCUAAUACGUUUAAAAGAAAAUUCUACCUUACAAAUGGGUGAUGUGACAAGCAUUAAUUUGACGAUGCUAAAAGGAGGCAUACUACCCAAUGUUGUACCUUCACAGUUGGUAGCUUGUUUCGAUAUUCGCAUUGCGGUUGAUGUUGAUCUCAAAGAAUUCGAAAAGCUUUUGCAAAAUUGGUGCACGAAAGCUGGUGGUGAUAUUGAAUGGGAAUGGGUUCUUAGAUGUGAUACUGCACCACCCACUAAAGUUGAUGAAAGUAAUCCCUAUUGGUGUGCUAUUAAAAGACUGUUCAAUGAAAUGAAUUUGAUUUUGGAACCUCAUGUCUGCAUGGGCGGUACUGACAUUCAGUUUUUACGUGAAAUUGGUAUACCAUCAAUAGGACUAACACCCAUGAAUAAUACUCCAAGAUUGAUGCACGAUCACGAUGAAAAUAUUAAAGCUGAUAUUUAUUUGCGUGGUAUAGAAAUCUAUUGUAAAAUAUUUAAGGAGUUAUUGGAUUUAUGAAAUAAAGUUUGAAUGAAUCU
Lucilia cuprina (Australian sheep blowfly) is the source of this 1248-nucleotide messenger RNA. RefSeq names its product aminoacylase-1-like. Gene Ontology annotation, biological process: amino acid metabolic process. NCBI's taxonomy places the organism in Eukaryota, Metazoa, Arthropoda, Insecta, Diptera, Calliphoridae. The coding region runs from base 26 to 1228 and encodes 400 amino acids. The transcript has 4 exons. Gene Ontology annotation, cellular component: cytoplasm. Gene Ontology annotation, molecular function: aminoacylase activity. The record is from RefSeq and is a predicted model, not a curated record.